UUCUCUUUUUCACUUCAUCCUUCUUUUCUUUUUUAUUUUUUUUUUUGAAAAAAAAAAAAAAAGAAAACUACUACACUCUAGCCUAAGUACUAGGAGUGCAUUUGUUAAGAAGAAGAGGGUUCUUUUUUAUUUAUUUGUUUUAACUUAUUUUGUUAAAGAAAAAGAAAAUAAAACACCCACAUAAAGAUGGGUAGGAUUCCAUGUUGUGAGAAGGACAACGUGAAAAGAGGGCAAUGGACUCCAGAAGAAGACAACAAACUCUCUUCUUACAUCGCCCAACACGGCACCCGGAACUGGCGUCUCAUUCCCAAGAAUGCUGGACUCCAAAGAUGUGGGAAGAGCUGCAGGCUCAGGUGGACUAAUUAUCUUCGUCCUGAUCUCAAGCAUGGCCAAUUCUCCGAUGCUGAAGAACAAACCAUCGUCAAUCUUCAUUCUGUUGUUGGCAACCGAUGGUCAUUAAUAGCAGCUCAGCUUCCUGGCCGAACCGAUAAUGAUGUUAAGAAUCACUGGAACACUAAGCUGAAAAAGAAGCUUUCCGGUAUGGGUAUUGAUCCAGUCACCCACAAAACCUUCUCACACCUCAUGGCUGAGAUAGCCACCACACUAGCACCACCACAGGUGGCUCACCUAGCAGAAGCAGCUCUGGGUUGUUUCAAGGAUGAAAUGCUUCACCUGCUCACUAAAAAGCGCAUCGACUUCCAGUUGCAACAGCCGAACUCAAAUGCAGCACCAGGGAACACCUCAUUGCCUUACAUUGUUACCAAACGUGAUGACAAUGAAGACACCAUUGAGAAAAUCAAGCUUGGUUUAUCAAGGGCAAUGCAAGAACCUAGCAUGAUACCACCAAAUAAGACCUGGGAAUCUGCCGGUGCAACAUCUGCAAAUUUUGCAGGGGAAUGCAGUGGUUUCCCUGCAUCAAUCACUGGAUUUCAAUGUGGUCCGUCUUCUUUCGGCAAUGAAGGGGCUGUAUCAGCAUGGAGCCAGAGUAUGUGCACUGGAAGCACAUUUACAGCAGGAGAUCAACAAGGCCAAUUGCAUGAAAAACUAGAGGAUGAAAAUGGGGAGGAUUCUGAAGGGAGGAAAGAGAUCAGGAAUGGCCCCAGCAUAUUCAAUACAGACUGCGUAGUAUGGGAUUUACCAUCUGAUGAUUUAAUGAAUCCUAUAGUUUAAGGAAAUUUAAACAGCAGAGAACACAAGACAAGCCACCCUACUCAAUAAAAAUAAUACUA
Manihot esculenta (cassava) is the source of this 1229-nucleotide messenger RNA. RefSeq names its product transcription factor MYB80. Lineage: Eukaryota; Viridiplantae; Streptophyta; Magnoliopsida; Malpighiales; Euphorbiaceae. The record is from RefSeq and is a predicted model, not a curated record. Bases 187 to 1170 code for a protein of 327 amino acids. The transcript has 3 exons.